Molecule: messenger RNA, 6869 nt
Organism: Austrofundulus limnaeus
Lineage: Eukaryota; Metazoa; Chordata; Actinopteri; Cyprinodontiformes; Rivulidae
Gene: tnrc6c2
Product: trinucleotide repeat containing adaptor 6C2
Exons: 22
Coding region: 897-6548 (1883 amino acids)
Biological process (GO): miRNA-mediated post-transcriptional gene silencing; positive regulation of nuclear-transcribed mRNA poly(A) tail shortening
Cellular component (GO): nucleoplasm; P-body
Molecular function (GO): RNA binding; protein binding
Source: RefSeq, a predicted model, not a curated record
CACUGGGAGGAGGAGAGGCAGGCGGACUGCGGCUGUGUGUGUUGUUUAGUUUGAACAAAAUGGCUGCGAGACCGCUGUCAACGAGAGCUCCCUGAACCGCCUACCGUGAGUGUCCGCUCCGUCGUAUGGAUCAACACAGAAUGUAUUUCGUCGGAGCCGCUACUCACUUCUCAUUCGCGGUAGUCAGCCCGUGUCGAGUCGCCCAGCCGGCGACWUAAACAAACAAACCUUUCUUUUUUGCACUUUAAAACAAGUUGGCUGGCUGACGGCCGUCGGCUUGCUUAGCGAGAACUGCUCAGCGAUUUUUUUUUCCUCCACUAAAACUGCCUAAAUUCUGUUGUUUUGCAGUACUUCGCAAAGGUCGACGACUGAGUUAAGCCAACCAGCUAAUGAUAGCUUAUAUAAUUUAGCUGCUUUUCAAAGUCAUUUUAUUCGUAUUUGGGUUUUUUGGUUUGUUUAUUAGUGGUGCUUCGCCCCAUCCCCUCCCCUCGUUACAACGUCGUAUGGUUUUGUUUUUAUUUUUAUUAUUUUUUUGCCCAGUACAAUUUGACGAACUAUUUAAUUGUCUUGCUCAAAGCAGAAAAUCACCGUACUUGCUGURUGUUUAUCUGGCUGCGUAGCCAAUUGUUUACCUCGAAUAUUAUCUUUGACACCAAGCUGCUUCAGCAGCAGUCGGCUUAUCUAUCAAGUCUGACUUUAAUUGCGACUAAAAUCUCUGCUACAUCGCUUUACGGGUAACUUUUAAAUAAAGAGAAGAAGAGGAGGAAAAACAAACAAAAAACAUGCUUUAUUGCAUAUUUUUCUGCCAUGCAUCGACUCUUCACUGAAACAAGCGGCCAAAGCUGUUGUGAAAGGAAGCUGAGAGAAGCAAGCAACACAAGAAAGAGAAUCAUUUGAUGGAAGAAAGGAAAAGGAAAAACCAAGAAGAAAAGAUCAAGAAAGACAUCCCUCAAAAAAAGGCCACUGAUCAAAAACCCAAAGUGCCAGAGCCUGCUCCCUCUAAGCCCAGUCCUGGUCCAUCUCACCACCUCCAACCCUCCAGCCCCACGCUGCCCCUCUCCUCCUCCUCUUCCUCSUCCUGUUCUCCUGGCAAUGGCAAGCGCUCCCCCUGCGGUAUCCAACUCCCGACUCAGACUGCCCCUCAGCAGCAGUGCCAAUUGUCCUCUGCCAGUGCUCGCUACCCGCCCAGAGAGGUGCCCCCGCGCUUCCGUCAGCAGGAGCACAAGCAGCUACUGAAGAGAGGCCAGCCGCUGCCUGCAGGAGCUCUCAGUGCUUUCACUCGCUCUUCAUCCUCUCCCUCCUCCUCUCCCCCGCCACCGUCCUCUUCUUCUUCUACGAGUACCARCAACACUACCCCAAACUCUGCCACGUCCUCUUCGAACGAACACCACCCAGACAUAUCCCUCCAGAGUGGUUCUGGUGCCCGCUAUGAUAGCUCUCAUUGGGGAUCCUCUGUACCACUUGACAAACACUCCAGUGCCAACAGUUGGGACACAGUAAUCAGUAACGGAAACGAUACAGAAUCUUGGCCAUCCAUCAGCCGUAGCAGUGACCCCCUCCACCUGGCAACACCAGAAUGCUCCUUGGACUUAGCUAGCUCUAAUCAAGACACCAGUGCUGUCGUCACAACUAGCAAGUGUGGUUUUCUGAGUAUGGCCACAGGUACUGCUGGCCAGCAGGCCCUCUACAGCUCUCUCAAAACAAACAAUAACAUGAUGACAGGACCUGUUUCAACCAACACACUAUCAGGUAACAGAGGGUGGGGCUCAGAUGGAAAACAGGAUGCAAUGAAUAGUGGAAGAGUUGGACCUUCGAAUAACUGGGGACCACCUAAUUUUAACUUGAACCUAAAUCCAAAUGCCAAUCCAUCAGCCUGGCCAGCUCUGGGACAUGAAAGUGGUGGGGGUGGUGUUAUUGGUCCCAGUGGAGUGUCCAACUCUUCAUCCCUCCCUCCAGGUAUAAAUGUCAAUGGAAAUAUGAGAAAUGGAAAUGCAGAUAAUGGUGGGGGAGGCUGGGUCAGCAUGAUGAGCGGUAAUGAAAAUGAUAAACAGCACCCUUCAGCCAACACAAACCUAUCCUUCAAUAUGGAGCCUGCUAACCUUAACACUGAUGGACCAAACUACACUAAACAGCAACAAGCUCAGGAGCCUAUGAGCCCCAUUCAUGGCUUAACUGGUUGGGGAGGCCAGUCACCCACUGAAUCAUCUAAGCUCAAUGGUGACACAACAGGCAGUUCUGUUUGGGGCAGUGGAGAAACCAAGGCAGCUGAGUCUCCCAAAGACUCAAGCUGGGAUUCAACUCCCUCCACAGCUCUCUCUACCUGGGACCGCCAAGGAAGUGGUGGUGGUGGAAAUAGUGGAAAUGUUGGUUGGGGUGAUUGGGGCAAGUCCUCUGGGGUUGGAGAUGUAUCUAAAAGCUGGGACUCAGUAGAUGCUGGUAGUUCUGGUUCAGGUCAAGAGCAGCAAAUUAGCUCAUGGGGCAAGCUUUCAGGAACAGCCCCAGCUAGUGAGGAUAGCGGGGACAGCAGUGAGGGUCGAUCACAUCACAGAGACCGAUCCUCCAGCAUGGAUUUUACCCCUUUGCUACCACGGCAGGACCUUGAUCCUAGAGUACUCAGCAACUCAGGAUGGGGACAAACCCCCAUCCGACAGCACACUGUUUGGGAGAUGGAAGAAGCCAAUUCUGAUGAUGGGAAGAGCAAUAGCAGCUCUGACACCAUGGGAUGCUCCAGCUCCAAUGGUGGCCCCUCAUCAGCCAAUGGAGGUACUAUUAACCCUCAUACUGGACCCAAUCAGAAGCCUAGUACUGGAGGAAAAAGUGACAGCGAGGGGUCAUCUUCAUCUGGAUGGGGACCCCCUCCACCUCAGCCAAUCCAAACUGGAUCAGGAUGGGGGGACCCUUCACCUACUCUUAACAAUACCACAAAUGGCACAACCACUGGCUGGGGAGAUCCUUUACCUACUAAUGGUUCUAAAAAUGAGGGCACCCCAUCCUGGGGUUCCGAGGACAAGUCACCCAACUGGGAUGAUGGUAUGAUGAAAAACCGCCCUACUAGCUGGGGAGAGGGACCCAAAAGCUCCCAUGGUUGGGGCAGUGGUAAUGGGGGAUCCAGUGUCUCCACCCCAGGGGACUGGGAAGAGCCAGAUGUCAAGAAUAGCGAGACUUCUAGCAGCAUGUGGGAAGAAGGAGGUAAUGGAGGAACUGGUGGAUGGAAAGACAGCCCUAAAGGAGGCGGAAGAGGAGGAAGUGGGUGGGGCAAACCUGCUCCUGCUGUGAGUAACUGUAACUGGGGGGAGGCCCCGCGUAACAGUGGCCCAGUGCAGGGAGGCUGGAGUUCUUCCAAGCCCCAGGAAAGCAGCAGCAGUGGCAGUAGCACUGGCAGCAUGGGUUCCUGGGGUGGUCCUAGCUCAGUGAAGCAGAACAACACUAGCUGGGGAAACGUAUGCAAACAAGACCAGGGCAUGGAGCCCACUGGUUGGGAAGAGCCUUCUCCACCCUCCGUCCGCAGGAAGAUGGAGAUAGACGAUGGGACAUCAACCUGGGGUGAUCCCAGUGCCUACAACAAAACUGUCAACAUGUGGGAUCGUAAUAACCCUAAUAAUAACCCAGGCAACAGUGGCCCUCCUCCCACCAAAAAUGGAGGAAUGAUUAUUUCCAACAAUAACAAUAAUCAUCAUCAUCCUCACCACAUGCAUCAUCAUAACCAUCAUGGCCAGCCCCCAACUCACUUGCAGCACCAAGGAAAUAACAACGGAUCACCAAAUAAUGCUGCGUCACAUCCAGGUUCUGGGCCCCAGGGUAGGCCUCCCAUUGCUAACCCAGGAUGGGGAGACCUUCCCAGUUUUCAGCCCAAGUCAGAGCCUGCUUGGGGAGAACCAGCAGCUCCGACAUCAGCUGUUGACAAUGGUACCUCUGCUUGGGGUAAACCCUCAGGUGGCGUUGGAGGAUGGGGGGACAGUGGCCAUGAGCCCCCUGGCCCAUUUGCUAGGUCCAACGGACCCACAGCUUCAGCACCUUGCAAGCCAGGCCCCAAACCUAUGCAAGAUAGCUGGGGAAAUGGAGAAGAAAUGAGCAUGUCUACUAACCAAUGGGACACUGAGGAUGGGGAUGUAUGGAACAGCCCCACCUCCCAGGAGAGUAGCUCUUCUUGUAACUCCUGGGGCAAUGGACACAAGAAGUGUCCAACCAAGGGGAAGAUGAGCAGCAAGCCAGAUGAAGCCUGGAUCAUGAACCGUCUCAUCAAACAGCUCACUGACAUGGGCUUUCCGAGAGAUCCUGCUGAGGAGGCGUUAAAGAGCAACAAUAUGAACCUUGAUCAGGCCAUGACCGCCCUGCUGGAGAAGAAGACGGACCUGGACAAGCGGGGCAUGGGUUUAUCUGAUUAUAGCAACGGCAUGAACAAGCCUCUGGUCUGUCGUCCCUCUGCACUCUCCAAAGACCCCUCAGACCGCGCCGCCUUUCUUGACAAGGAUGGUGUCCUGUCAGAUGAUGCCGCUCCAUCACCGUUUUUGCCUUCCCCCAGCCUGAAGCUUCCCCUGGCCAGCAGUAGCCUUCCUGGUCAGGGUCUGGGACAGGGCAAUCUGGGACUGGCCAUGCAAAACUUGAACAACAGACAGAUACCCAGUGGAAUGUUUGGCGGUAGUGGAGCAGCACAAACCCGGGCCAUGCAGCAGCAGCAGCCUCCUCAGCCACCAGUGCCACCUCUCAGCUCCUCCCAGCCUAGUCUACGUGCUCAAGUGCCUCAGUUUCUCUCCCCUCAGGUCCAAGCACAGCUCUUGCAGUUUGCAGCAAAAAACAUUGGUCUAAAUCCUGCACUUUUAACCUCACCAAUAAACCCUCAACAAAUGAACUUGUUGUAUCAACUCCAGCAACUGCAAAUGGCGUACCAGCGUUUACAAAUCCAGCAGCAGAUGAUGCAGGCGCAACGCAACGUUUCCGGCCCCAUUAGGCAACAAGAGCAGCAAUUUGCACGUACAAUCACCAACAUUCAGCAGCAGAUCCAGCAAAUUCAGCAGCACCAGCGUCAGCUGUACCAGGCGCUGCUGAUGAAGCAGCAGCAACUUCCCUCACAUUCCUCCUCGUCCUCUUCCUCUGCUGGUCUGCACCACCCCGGUGGCCCCGCCGGAGGCCAUGGCUCCGGAAAAUCAACUCUGGACCCCUUCACAGGCCCUCACCAGGCUCCGGGCCUCGCCGACACUCUGCACACCAAAGAGCCUCCGUCUUCGCCCAAUGCCUACAGCACCUACCCUCUUUCUGGACUGAAUCCAAACAUGAAUGUAAACGGCAUGGACGUUGGGGGACUGUCCCUGAAGGAGCCCCCCCAGCCCCAAUCUCGCCUGUCCCAGUGGACACACACAAACUCAAUGGACAACCUCUCUGGCAACUCCUCAAAUAUGGAGAAUAACCUCAAUAAACAUGGUGCCAUCUCUUCUGCUGCCUCCACCCUGGUACCCCCUGGGAAGCCUCCACAGCUGGAGGACUCGUACAGCCCUUACAAUCUAAUCUCUAACUCUGAGUCCCCCACCAGCCCCCUGGUGCCUCCUGACAGCUGGGGCCAAGGCAAGAGCCCCAAUGAAAAGAUCUCAAAUGGGACCAACAUCAACUGGCCUCCAGAGUUCUGUCCAGGUGUGCCAUGGAAGGGCCUUCAGAACAUCGACCCCGAGAACGACCCGAACAUGACCCCUGGCAGCGUCCCCAGCGGCCCCACGAUCAACACCAAUAUUCACGACGUCAACCGGUACCUGCUGCGGGACAGGAACGGAGGUAAACUGUCUGACAUGAAGUCCACCUGGUCUCCAGGGCCCAUCACUCAGAGUCAAGCAUCUCUGUCCCACGAACUGUGGAAAGUCCCUCAGGGGCCACGCAACACCACAGCCCCGUCCCGGCCCCCACCAGGUCUCACCAACACCAACAAGUCCUCCUCCACUUGGAGUGGCAACUCUUUGGGCCUGGCCCCGGGCUGGAGCGGCUCCUACUCCUCUGAGGGAACCACGUGGAGCACCGACAGCUCCAACAGGACCAGCAGCUGGCUGGUGCUGAGGAAUCUCACCCCACAAAUUGAUGGCUCCACUCUGCGGACCCUGUGCAUGCAGCACGGCCCCCUGAUCACAUUCCACCUCAACCUGACGCAGGGGAACGCCGUGGUGCGCUACAGCUCCAAGGACGAAGCCGCCAAAGCCCAGAAGUCCCUGCACAUGUGUGUGCUCGGAAACACCACCAUCCUGGCGGAGUUUGCCGGGGAGGAGGACGUCAACCGCUUCUUUGCACAAGGCCAGUCGCUGGGGGCAAACACCACGAGCUGGCACGCCAACCCGGGAACCAAUCAGAAUCGGAUGGGCGGGGCAGCUCAGUCUCACACGGUCGGCCAGUGGAGCAGCGGCAGCGGCGGCGGGGGAAAGACCAGCGGGAACGAUCUGCUGUGGGGUGGGGUGCCCCAGUACUCCAGCCUGUGGGGGCCGCCCAGCAGAGAGGAUGCACGCGUGAUCGGGAGCCCCACCUCUAUCAACACGCUGCUGCCUGGGGACCUGCUGAGCGGGGAGUCCAUGUAGGACGAUGCCACGGUACACUAACCCACCACCACCGUGUUGUUUAAGCUGUCGGGGUGGGAUCUUUAAAAAAAUAACUUAAAUGAAGAAAAAAAAAGAUCGAAAUGAGCAAGAGCAAAACCCAAGCAAAUCAUGUGGCGAUAAUCAGUAUCAGAUMAAUUGUUUGGAACUGUGAAUUGUAAAUCAGAACGCUGAGGGUCCCUAACAGACUGUAGACCCCCAGCCCCUCUGCUUUACUCUGGUCCUCGUUUAGUUUUGUUUACCCUUUCCUCCUUUGAGUUUACUAUUUUUUUAAAUUGAUCAUAUAAAAGAUACUGAAACUAG